GUUUCUAGUUGCCCCUUGCUUUUUCUGGAAACGCACACACAUGCAUACAUAUACACGCAUAUAUCGGUUGUUGUUGCUCUGUUUCUAGGGUUUUGACGCUCACAUCUUUGCCCAUCUUCAUCUUCAUCUUCAUCUUCUUGUCGAAAAAAGUGGUGAUGGAUAGGUACCAGAGAGUGGAGAAGCCGAGGCCAGAGGAACCCAUAAACGAAAACGAGAUCAGAAUCACUGCCCAAGGUCUCAUUCGCAACUACAUUAGCUAUGCCACCACUCUUCUUCAGGAAAAACAGGCUAGAGAGAUUAUCUUGAAGGCAAUGGGACAGGCGAUCAGUAAGACAGUGGUGAUUGCGGAAAUUAUAAAGAAGAGAAUCCCAGGGUUGUAUCAAGAAACUUCUAUUAGCUCAACAAGCUUAACUGAUGUAUGGGAACCCAUUGAAGAGGGACUUGAAAUGUUGGAGAUUAAUCGCCUGGUCUCACUGAUAACAAUUACAUUAUCAACUAGUGAGCUGGACAACAAUUCUCCAGGAUACCAAGCUCCAUCUAAUGUAGAACAGCCAAAAGCAGAGCAUCAGUAUCAGCAAUGGCAACAACCACCACCAAGACAAGCACGUCGUCCAAUCACUGUUGCUAAUGAAGAUUCAUAUGGCAUUGGAAGAGGUCGUGGUAGAGGCAGAGGAAGAGGUCGAGGCAGGGGCAGGUAUGGGAACCCAGAAAAUGUUGGGUACAAUAACUAUAACUGGGGUCGAGGAGGUGGACGGGGCAGGGCCUGGGGUUAUCGUGGUGCAGGAUAUGAAAGGGGUAGAGAUAGAGGCAGAGGUUAUGGUUAUGGUCAUGGACGGGGAAGGUUGGGCAGCAGUGGAAGGGGUGGUGGUGAUGGAAACCAGACUUAGUUUGAGUUGGUGUCUCUGUUUACUCUCAAAGCUUAAUAUGGUUGGUUAAGAAGCUUAUUAGGGAUAAGAUUUACUACUGUUUUUGAGCAUCAAACUAGUUGGUUAUCCUCCCUGAGCAGUUUUGUUGUCUUUUUUCCUCUCUAUGUGGAUGAGGUAAAGCCCUUUUUAUUUGGUUGGGUUGCUUUGUUUUGGUUGAGAACCGUUUGUUGGUUCUUAUUUUUUGCUGUAAAUCUUUUCACCACCCUUCUGUAGUUGUAUUCCAUUUUUCAUGUAUAUAACAAUUUUAAGCGCUC
Camellia sinensis is the source of this 1180-nucleotide messenger RNA. RefSeq lists its product as uncharacterized. Gene Ontology annotation, molecular function: RNA binding. NCBI's taxonomy places the organism in Eukaryota, Viridiplantae, Streptophyta, Magnoliopsida, Ericales, Theaceae. The record is from RefSeq and is a predicted model, not a curated record.